This is a messenger RNA of Lachnellula hyalina, 597 nucleotides long. RefSeq lists its product as uncharacterized. Lineage: Eukaryota; Fungi; Ascomycota; Leotiomycetes; Helotiales; Lachnaceae. The record is from RefSeq and is a predicted model, not a curated record. The annotation marks the transcript as partial. The transcript has 4 exons.
UUGAGACAAAUGUCUACCGGAGUCCCUUCAUCUACUGCUGCUGCGCAGAAAAAUGCAGGCACAAAUGCUCCUUCGGCCAGCGAGCUAGGUAUUGAAAAUACAAAUGUCCAAACAGCUGCUGGUGUGUAUCUUUCAGCACAGCAAAAGCUCCUAGUAGGCAGUGUUCUAGAUCUCUUCGCCGGCCGUCCCUCGCUCAAGAAACUUCAACUCUGGACUGACGAUGCAUCGUUCAAUGACCCCAUCACCAAAGCCGAUGGCCGCAAACAAUACGAAGCCCAAUGGUACGGCCUACAAACCGCGUUUUCCGAGAUCGAACAGCUGCACCACUCCGUCACUUCGGCAGGAAACCCCAUCUCAAUGAAUCUGAAGACCAGAUAUCAAAUCAAGGGGCUUGGAAAGGAGCAGACGAUUGAUAGCCUGAUCAAUAUUUAUACUGAUGAUGCUGGGAAGAAGAUCGUGAGGGUGGAGGAUAAGUGGGAUGGGAAGUUGCCCGAGGGGCCUUUUGCUAAGGCUUUUAGGAAUCUCAAUUCAGUUGUUGUUCCGGCGUUUGUGGGAGUGCCGAAGAAUGAGGCAGAGGAUGCUAAGCGGGGAAACUAG